Molecule: messenger RNA, 1998 nt
Organism: Sander lucioperca (pikeperch)
Lineage: Eukaryota; Metazoa; Chordata; Actinopteri; Perciformes; Percidae
Product: proteoglycan 4-like
Exons: 3
Coding region: 123-1772 (549 amino acids)
Source: RefSeq, a predicted model, not a curated record
AGUACCGUGUACCUGUGAACGGCGAGAGCGAGCAACUACAAUAGAAGUCUAUGAUAGUUUCAAAAUGUUUUUUUUAGCGCCGAAUCCAUUAUCACUGACCACCACCACCACGAUAAAAGACAAUGAAUCGCGGCACGAAACAACCAAAGGGGGGAGCCGAGAAAAAGAGAGAGAAAACAAAGAUAGCACGUUUCACAACGCCAGUAUACAAACGAGAAAUCAUCGAGAAAAUGUUUAGAUCCAUUUUUGGACUAAAAUUCUUUGCAAGACCUCGGCCUUCAGGAGAUAUGGACUCUUCUUCGAAGAAGUCCAAACGAAGGAGUGAGAGACCUUCAUCUCCUGAAGACCUCAACCCUCCCACCAUCUUGAGGGAGCACGGACGACGGGGUGAGAGACCUUCGUCUAGUGGAGGCACCAACCCUUCUACCAUCAUGAAGGAGCACAGGCAAAGGGGUGAGAGCCCUUUGUCUUGUGCAGAAAACCAGCCCUCUAUCACCAGGCAGCAAGAACGAAGGAAUGUGAGCUCUUUGUUCAUCGUGGGCACCAACCCUUCUACCAUCAUGAAGGAGCACAGGCAAAAGGGUGAGAGCCCUUUGUCUUGUGCAGAAAACAAGCCCUCUACCACCAGGCAGCAAAUACGAAGGGGUGAGAGCCCUUCCUCUUCAUCCUCUGAAGACGACCAGCCUUCUUCCACGAGGCAGCGAGUACGAAGGUUUGAGAGCCCUUCCUCUUCAUCCUCUGAAGACGACCAGCCUUCUUCCACCAGGCAGCGAGUACGAAGGUUUGAGAGCCCUUCCUCUUCAUCCUCUGAAGACGACCAGCCUUCUACUCCAAGGCGGAAGCAAGCAUGGAGAGGUGAGAGCCCUCCGUCUUCAUCUUCUGAAGACGACCAGCCUUCUUCCACCAGGCAGCGAGUACGAAGGUUUGAGAGCCCUUCGUCUUCAUCCUCUGAAGACGACCAGCCUUCUACUCCAAGGCGGAAGCAAGCAUGGAGAGGUGAGAGCCCUCCGUCUUCAUCUUCUGAAGACGACCAGCCUUCUUCCACCAGGCAGCGAGUACGAAGGUUUGAGAGCCCUUCGUCUUCAUCCUCUGAAGACGACCAGCCUUCUACUCCAAGGCGGCAGCAAGAAAAAAGGGCUGAGAGCCCUUCGUCUUCAUUUUCUGAAGACGACGAGCCUUCUACCACAAGGAGGCAGCAACAACGAAGUAAUUUGUACAUCGUAGACUUCAACCUUUCUACCACCUUUAGGCAGGAUGGAGGAAUUGGUGAGAACCAUCUGCCCUGCGUUGACAUUCACCACCAUAGCAUCUGGUGGGAGCGCGUACGAAGGGUCAACCCUUCAAACACCUUGAGGCAGGACGGAAGUGGUGACAGCCCUUCCUCUACAUUUUCAUCUUCUGAAGACGACGAGCCUUCUACCACAUGGAGUCGGCAAGAAAGAAGGGCUAAUAGCCUGAGAGCGAGAAAGGAGAGGGAGCUCGUUGAAAUACGAAUAAAGAAGGAGAGGAAAACGUUUGGUCUGCUUUCAAGAAUAUACAUUUGGUGGCUCGAAUGGAAGAUAGACCGCAGUGCCAGGGAAAUCCAAUCAACCUGUGAGGAUGCGUGCUACCUCCAGGUUCAUGGUCACCUCAGAAAUCCAGAGAUAAUGGCCAAGAUCCAAAAAGAGCUGCUUGACCGAAGGAAUGAGCUGGCCGUUUCAUAUCGCAGACAAGUAUUUAAGUUGGAGAUGGAAGUGAGGAAGCAAAUACUGAAGGUAGAGAGGAAAAAAUAGAUAUGAAGAAGAUGGAGAAUAUCUCUGAGUUAUGCCACAACUCAGAAAGACCAGAUAUGUUAAAUCUUCGCUACGGGCCAAUGCCAGUCAGGCACGCAAACUCGGACUUGCUAACAUAUAUCAUUUAAGAGAAUAGGAGAGCAAUCAGAAAAAUGGCACCAAAUAGAGAGAGGUAAUUGAGGGAAACGGCAAACAUUUCAGAUUUGACAAAACUGAAGUAAAGAAA